Messenger RNA from Salvelinus fontinalis (brook trout), 531 nucleotides. Its product is annotated as octapeptide-repeat protein T2-like. NCBI's taxonomy places the organism in Eukaryota, Metazoa, Chordata, Actinopteri, Salmoniformes, Salmonidae. The transcript has a single exon. The annotation marks the transcript as partial. The record is from RefSeq and is a predicted model, not a curated record.
UCAUCCAGCCCCAGGACAGCCAAGGCAGAAAAAGCAGAGAGGCAGAAGGCAGACAAAGCAGAGAGGCAGAAGGCAGACAAAGCAGAGAGGCAGAAGGCAGACAAAGCAGAGAGGCAGAAGGCAGACAAAGCAGAGAGGCAGAAGGCAGACAAAGCAGAGAGGCAGAAGGCAGAGAGGCAGAAGGCAGACAAAGCAGAGAGGCAGAAGGCAGACAAAGCAGAGAGGCAGAAGGCAGAGAGGCAGAAGGCAGACAAAGCAGAGAGGCAGAAGGCAGACAAAGCAGAGAGGCAGAAGGCAGACAAAGCAGAGAGGCAGAAGGCAGACAAAGCAGAGAGGCAGAAGGCAGACAAAGCAGAGAGGCAGAAGGCAGACAAAGCAGAGAGGCAGAAGGCAGACAAAGCAGAGAGGCAGAAGGCAGACAAAGCAGAGAGGCAGAAGGCAGACAAAGCAGAGAGGCAGAAGGCAGACACGAGUCCCAAAAGGAAACUAGAUCGGUGUGGAGUUAUCAAGUCAGUGGGUUAUAACUACUGA